AGCGAUGUAGCCGAUUGGCCGAGUGUAUCCAGUUGGAGCAGCUGAUCACUCACUCACUCUCACAGACACAGACAGACAGACAGACACAGACAUGUCGGCCAGACUGUUCGGCAGGUUGGCCGGUGUCUCAGGGGCUUUGGCCGUCGCCGCCGGUGCCUACGGAGCCCACGGAUUCCGACGCAGUGACCGAGACGAAUAUUUGAAGGAGCUGUUUGAAACGGCAAAUAAAUACCAUUUCCUGCACAGCCUGGCCUUGCUGGGGGUCCCUCAUUGUCGAGCUCCACUGCUGGCUGGCUCCUUGUUGACCACUGGGAUGGUGAUGUUCUGUGGGUCCCUCUAUUACCAGGCGUUAACAGGCGACAGCACAUUCACCAAAGCGGCCCCUUAUGGGGGCUCGUUGCUGAUCUUUGGCUGGGUGGCUAUGGCCUUCUGACACCCAACAGCCGAGACUCACCAGGACAGACGGGAGCUGAAGUUCGACGUCUCCGAAAAUCCUGCGCUCUUGUCUCGUUCACAGGCUAUAGACUGUGAGCUCAAAACUCCUGACUGAUUUUGUGUGUGUGUGUGUGUGUGGGGGGGCUUGAACCCACAAUCUUCUGACUCCCUGGGGGUAGGAGCGCUAUCGUCGUCAGAAUAAUAAUAUUAACAAUAAUACUUGCAUUUGAUACAGCGCCUCAUC
Messenger RNA from Callorhinchus milii (elephant shark), 679 nucleotides. It is a transcript of the gene tmem256, whose product is annotated as transmembrane protein 256. Lineage: Eukaryota; Metazoa; Chordata; Chondrichthyes; Chimaeriformes; Callorhinchidae. Bases 92 to 433 code for a protein of 113 amino acids. The transcript is spliced from 4 exons. The record is from RefSeq and is a predicted model, not a curated record.